AUGUCAAGACCAGAAGAGUUAGCACCACCAGAGAUCUUUUAUGGGGACACUGAGUCCUUUAAAUAUACAUCAUCUACCAGAGUUCAACACAUUCAAGCAAAAAUGACCCUACGAGCAUUAGAUUUAUUGAAUUUAUCCCCUGAUGAACCUCAUUUCUUGUUAGAUUUAGGUUGUGGUAGUGGAUUAAGUGGAGAGAUUUUAACUGAAGAAGGGUAUAAUUGGGUCGGAAUGGAUAUUAGUCCUUCUAUGUUGGCUACAGCUUUAGAUAGGGAUGCAGAUGGAGAUUUAAUAUUGAGUGAUUUAGGUAAUGGAGUACCUUUUAGAGCUGGAACUUUUGAUGCUGCCAUAUCAAUUUCUGCUAUUCAAUGGUUAUGUAAUGUAGAUGCUGUUGGAAAUGAUCCCAAGAAGAGAUUAUUGAGAUUUUUCAAUACUUUGUAUGCAUCAUUAGCAAGAGGAGGAAAAUUUGUUGCCCAAUUUUAUCCUAAAGAUCAAGGACAAAUCGAUGAUAUUUUAAGUGCAGCUAAAGUAUCAGGUUUUGGAGGUGGUUUAAUCAUUGAUGAACCUGAUUCGAAGAGAAAUAAAAAACAUUAUUUGGUAUUAUCAGCCGGUAUUUCUGAUCGAUCAGUUAAUUUAGAAGGAGCUGAAAUGGAAGUAAGUGCAAAGAAAGAUAAAAGAAAAUUAAAGAAAUUAGAAAGUAGAAAGUCAUUUAUUAAUAGAAAGAAAGAAACAAUGAGGAAGAGAGGUAGAGUGGUGGCCAAUGAUUCGAAAUUCACUGCCAGAAAGAGAAGACCAAGGUUUUAG
Yamadazyma jaroonii is the source of this 801-nucleotide messenger RNA. NCBI's taxonomy places the organism in Eukaryota, Fungi, Ascomycota, Pichiomycetes, Serinales, Debaryomycetaceae. The record is from the annotation of a GenBank genome assembly.